Messenger RNA from Carica papaya (papaya), 2838 nucleotides. The record is from RefSeq and is a predicted model, not a curated record. Lineage: Eukaryota; Viridiplantae; Streptophyta; Magnoliopsida; Brassicales; Caricaceae.
AAACUUUAAACAGUUCGUUUUGAGAUCUGAACCACACCUAACCAUCCAAAGAUUCUUACAGUAUUAUAUAACAGUGACAUUCAACUGUACCAAGAAAAAAAAAAGCUUCAUCUCAUAAUCAGGGUGUAAAGAGUACUCAAUCAUUGAAAAUUUCACACCUACCCGAAUGAUUUUUCUUUCUGGGUUUUGCCAAAAAUCUCCCUGAUCUUUGAAUUUCUGCUACUCAAUCUGUUGACUUCAAGGCUAAUAUUCCUUUUCUUUUCUGGGUUUUUUUUUUUCCUUGAUUCAAACCAAAGUUUUCUGCUUUGAUUUUCUUUCAGCUUGCUUGAUCUUGUCUACUGCUACUUGUUCUUCCUAAAUGUUUAACCUUUCCUAUUUUGUGAUGGUUUUCAGUGAAGUGUCUUUGCUCGUUCUUCAUUUCAUCUUGAGGUUUUCACUUUUAUCUGUUGGUUGAAGCUCAAAAAGCUCCAGAUUUUACUGUUUGUUUACUCCGUGGCUGCAGUUUUUUAGUGAAAGCAGAUCUGAAAUUGCUACUGGCCUUCACUGACUGGUGUUCUUAUUAAGAAUCUGAGCUAUUAAUUUCAUUUGCUGAAGCUUUAACUGUAGUCCUUUUUAGCAUUUAAUGGCUUCUAUUAUACAACUGUAAACUAAGCAAUCUGCUUCUUCUUUUUAUUUUUUUAUUUUUUUAUUUUGGGUUUAGAGGUUAAAAAGUGCUUUUUUGUACCAACCUUGCAUUUUUUCUUAAAAGGGUUUAUUAGGUUCACUUCCCUCACCUGGGAAAAUUUCAAUUUCUAUAGAAGGGAGAUUUCAAUUUUCAGUUUCUCUGUUAAGAUAAUGUAAAAGGGUAUAUAAGUUCAUCUUUAAAUGGGAUCAAACCCUGUUUUUCUUGAUGGGUUUCCAUCAUUUUCUGAGGUGAUGGACUCACAACCAGCCCUAACCAUUUACACAGAUGUGAGUGUGGUGCCAGAGCAUGAAAAAAGCCAGCUGGAGCAGUCAAUAUCCAAUCUUCAAGGAGAAAUCUUGCAGUUAAAGCUAAAGCUGAGGUCAUUUGAUGAGAAUAGAAAGAAAGCCUUGAAUAAGAUAAUAGACAUCAAAGGCGGUAUUCGAGUGUUUUGUAGAGUUAGACCCUUCAUCUUGACAGAAAAAAAAAAGAUUCUUGAACCUAUCUCCAUUGGAUCAGAGAAUAUCGUGGUUAAGACUGCGGGAAACAAGAAGGUUUUUGAAUUUGAUAAGGUGUUUCACCAAGCUGUAAAUCAAGAAGAUGUUUUCGUCGAGGUUGAGCCAAUUAUUAGAUCUGCACUUGAUGGCCACAAUGCAUGUAUUUUGGCAUAUGGGCAAACUGGCACUGGCAAGACCUUUACAAUGGAUGGCACAAAUGAGCAGCCGGGUAUUGUUCCUCGAGUUCUUGAAGAGCUAUUUCGUCAACAAUCUUUGGAUAAGUCAUGUUCUUUAACAUUUUCAAUGAGUAUUUUGGAGGUUUAUAAGGGGAAUUUGAAAGAUCUACUUGCUCCAAGAUCAGCACUUAGAGCAUAUGAAGUUGUAUCAAAAUGCAAUCUGAGCAUUCAAACAGAUUCAAAGGGAUGUGUAGAAAUCGAGGGUCUGACAGAAAUUGAAAUCCCGGAUCUUGCAAAAGCGAAAUGGUGCUACAACAAGGGAAGAAAGACGCGGUCCACCUCAUGGACUAAUGUAAAUGAGGCAUCUAGCAGGUCACACUGUUUAACGAGGAUCACCAUUUCUCGAAAUGGGAAUACUCCGGAUUCUAGACCACGAGCUAGCAAACUCUGGAUGGUUGAUCUCGGAGGAAGCGAAAGAUUACUGAAAACAGGAGCAACCGGACAAACACUCGAUGAGGGACGGGCCAUAAAUCUGUCUCUUUCUGCUUUAGGAGAUGUUAUUGCAACUCUAAGAAAGAAAAAGGGUCAUGUGCCUUACAGGCAAGUUCUGUUGAUAUUUCAGGAGCUAAAGAGGCAAAAAGAGAAACAGAUUGCAGAAUUUGAAGAGGAAAUGAGAGAAGCUGAAGAAGAAUGCCAGAAAAUCGUUAACCAACUCCAGAAAGCUGAAUUCAUUUUAACUGAAAGCAAAAAGAUUUUGUCAACAACUUAUCAUCCCGAAAAUGAAAACGAUAGUAACCCCAAGACUCCAGAAGAUUUAAAACAAGUUAGUAAUAACAUGUCUCAAGUGUCAGAAAAAGGCGUUAAACGCAAUAUUUAUAGCUCUCUCCCUCGGUUUAUGACUUCUACUGUUGCCAGUAGACAAAGGCAAAGUGCUUCAGAAAAAGAGGUUGGUGGAAGGACAACAAGUUUGAGAUCAAGUACAAGAAGUUCAAUGCAGUUUUCAACUUCUCAGUCUGUUAGCUUCUCAGACAAUCGUUUUCGAGCUCUUGUACAAAGUUCAAACAAGAAAUCACGGUUCAUGCACACAAGUACUAUCCACCCUGUUGAGAUCCCGAAAUUCAAUGGGACGGCUUUGAAGACGAGCUCCUUGUCAAGUAGCAAAAUGGUCACUUCAUCGGAUCCAAACUUGAGAGUUACUCUUUCUCGACAUAGAAGAAGAAUGUCCGAUUUUAUCUAACAUCGAAAAAAAGGUUCUUGUUUGAUGAUCAUCUCUGGUUUCGAAAAACUUUCGGUUUUUCUUCUUUUACAGGGUUGGGGGUAUCAAGUUUUAUACAUUUGUAUGAAUUUCUCAUUACAUUAUAAUUUACACAUUGAUUUGGAGUGGUGUGUUUAGGGUUUAAGUACUGUUAACAUGACUGUUAAUGUUGUAUCAUGGAGUGGGUUGAGGUGCUUGUAACAUUGUUUAGAACUAUAUCAUAUGUGAAAGAAUUUUGGUCUCUCUUAA